AUGUCAUGUCCUGUCUGUCCGGCUCCGUUGCAUCCCCUCAAGGACGAUCCUACUAGCUCGCCUCUCGAGGUAGAUACCCUUGUGACUCCCCGGAGUUCGCAUCACUAUAUUCCUCACCCACACCGCACCCAUGCCAAUGCCUACCUGCAGGAAUUCAGUAUCGACAUUAUCGGUGAAGACAACAAGACCACCAUCCACCACAAAGUUGCUGCCCGCGUCAUGUGUGUGUUCAUGGACGAAGACGCACAUCUUGCUGCCCACGUAAAGGCCAUCCCAACAUCCGCCUCUCUUCCUCCCAACAUCCCCUCCGUCCUCCCUCCCUCUGCGCCGCCCUACCCUCCAGAGCCAGCUCGGUGGCAUGGGCGGCAACUUCAGGGUGAACUCCAGAAGAGCCAUGACACUGGCGCAGAACUGCACUCCCUGAGCUCUUCAAUGAAUGACAUUCACGACAUGCUCAGUGGCUUGGUACCCCAAAACCUACCACACUUCCACCAAUUACUCCCUCCUGUGCGUUCACAACAAGCCUCGACCACCUCUGCACCCACGCCCACAUCUGCCACGCCCACAAAUCUAGAACCCCCUGCACCUCCCCCAGAGCACCCUGGCCUUUCCAAGCUGCACUCAGAGCUACAUGAGACCCAAGCCAACCUCGCAAGCCACGUCGACAAGGUCUGCGCCCUCGAGGACAUGCUCGCAGAGCACGAGGCCAUCAAGGCCGAGGUCGCAGCUCUCCGUGACCUCAUCCACGCUUCAUCCGCACAUUCCCAGCAUGACAAUGGCAUGCACAUAGACUUAGAGUGUGGUCACUGUGGACAUGACGAUGAUGAUACAUCUAGCAUUCAUACAAUUACACUGCAUGAGCUGGAACACGUUGAGGAGGAGGACGAGAGUGAAGAACAGGAUGAGAGCGAGGAGGAUCGAGAGUGUGCACAGAGGAGGGAGGAGCUGGGUAGGCCACGGACGCUGGAGCCAUCUUGAAUGGGA
Suillus clintonianus is the source of this 984-nucleotide messenger RNA. RefSeq lists its product as uncharacterized. Lineage: Eukaryota; Fungi; Basidiomycota; Agaricomycetes; Boletales; Suillaceae. The transcript is spliced from 5 exons. Bases 1 to 978 code for a protein of 325 amino acids. The record is from RefSeq and is a predicted model, not a curated record.